CCUUUCACUCCACAUACACACAUACUCAUACACACACUCUACUUAAGUUUAAGCCUUUGCAUCUCUCUCUCUCUCUGCAUCAUUGUGCUCCAAUAAUCACAGUAGUAGUCAGUAGCAGUAGUUCAGACAGUAGUACUUGUAACCAUGUCUAAUGUGUCCCUUCUCCUUUUCCUUGUGUUCUUGUCUCUCUCAUCAGGAGCGAAUUUGAUCAUGGCUAAUGGACAGGGUGUUAUGGAAUCACAGAAAACUUGGUGUGUGGCAAAGCCUUCAUCAGAUCAAGCAACCCUUUUGGCCAACCUCAAUUAUGCCUGCUCUCAAGUUGAUUGCAGGAUUCUGCAGAAAGGAUGCCCCUGCUCUUACCCUGACAAUCUCAUGAACCAUGCUUCCAUAGCCAUGAAUCUCUAUUACCAAUCUAGGGGGAAAAACCACUGGAAUUGUGAUUUCAGGGCCUCUGGCCUUGUUGUUGUCACUGAUCCAAGUUAUGGUAAUUGCAUUUAUGCAUAGAAGGGUGGAGUACAUAAACUGAAGUAUCCAAUGUAGGCAAAAUUUGGUGGUGAAUUUAUGUGUUGCUGUAAUUUUGUGGUACAUGUACUUGUAUUUACGUAAUUAGGUUGCCAUUGUCAACCGUAAUAUAAAUGUAUGCUGCAUUACAAGAAAUUUCAAUUACCUAAUUUUUUUAAGGGAAUGCUAUAUGCGGUGAAAGGCAGAAGGAUUGUAAAAAUCAAGUUUGUUGUAAUGAAAGGAAUGAAUACUAAUUAUGCACGAA
Glycine soja is the source of this 766-nucleotide messenger RNA. Its product is annotated as glucan endo-1,3-beta-glucosidase-like. NCBI's taxonomy places the organism in Eukaryota, Viridiplantae, Streptophyta, Magnoliopsida, Fabales, Fabaceae. The record is from RefSeq and is a predicted model, not a curated record. The coding region runs from base 145 to 504 and encodes 119 amino acids. The transcript has 4 exons.